AUGCUUCGAACGCACGCGGCCCAUAAGCCCGGUGGAGGCACCUGGAGCUCCGGAGGAGGAGCCGGCAGAGGUGCCAGCAGUGCCGUCGAAGAGCCUCGCCGUGGAGGAGGUGAGGAAUCCCAGUCGCAGCCGGCGGAGCAGAGAGGCGCUGGGCGGUGCGCUGGAGCCGAUGCAGGCCGGAGAUGGGCAGUGGAGCGCCUGAUGUCAUCGACUGGACGCGGCUGCCGGACACGUACUUUGACUGUGAGGUUGGCGAGUCCCCUGCUUUGGAGGACGCAGCUUCCCACAACGGUCAGGUAUGAGUUCGAGUCCGGUGCCAUCUACGACGGGGAGUGGCUGGAGGGCAACCGCCAUGGCGUUGGGAAGCAGAUCUGGCCGGAUGGCACGGAGUAUUUGGGCCAAUGGCGCAUGGGCCGCGCGCAUGGCUUGGGGCACAUCAAGCACAGCGAUGGCGACUCCUACAGCGGAGAAUGGUUCAAUGGGAGGGCCCAUGGCCUGGGGAUCUAUCGCUUUCAGGACGGCGCCGCCUGCUACGAGGGCCAGUUCCGCUGCGACCACCGGGACGGCCUGGGAGUGGAGACCUGGACCGAUGGCUCCUGUUCCCCGGUCUUACGCAUCCAUGCGGAGCCGGACCGGCGGGAGGAGUUGCACGUCCUUUGGAACAAUCUGGCUCCACCGGCCCUGAACCUCUCCGACGCCAGCGCCAUCCGAGAGUAUUGCGACCAGAAGCUAGACCACUUUGAUGAGAAGGUGAAGAACACCUGGUGUCAACGCUUCUUGGUGAAUGCCACCUACCACAAGGAGGGCGGUCCCGUCUUCAUCUGCAUCGAUGGAGAGGAUUAUCCUUGGCUCAGUGGGGGGCGUCCCUACACCGUGGCCUGCAACAACAUGGUCGAGCUGGCACCCAAAUUCGACGCCAUGAUGAUGGCCCUGGAGCAUCGCUACUACGGCGGUGCUGCCUUCGAUGGCGUGCAGAAUUUUAGCACGGCCAAUCUCAAGUGGCAUUCCAGCCGCCAGGCUUUAGCUGACUUGGCCCAGUUUCACGACCACAUGACCAAAUCCUUGGGAAAGGUGCCCUGGGUGGUCUUUGGCGGCUCCUACCCGGGCUCGUUGUCCGCCUGGGCACGGAAGCUCUACCCCGGCAAGUUUGCUGCUUCGGUGGCCUCCUCCGCGCCCCUCUUGGCACAGGCGAACUUUGUGGGCUACAACGACGUGGUGGCCUCGGCGUUAACCGCGCCCAGCGUGGGUGGCACGCCUGAGUGCCUGGCCACCUACAGCAAGGGCCACGCGGAGGCUGCCGAGAUGAUGAAGACGCCCAUGGGGCGGCGUGCCUUGGAGAAGAUGUUCAACUUGUGUGGCUACAACCCCUUGGAUAACAGCGACAAUAUCGCCUACUGGGCCGGUACUGAUGGCAUCGUUUCCACGGUGCCACAGUACAACAAGGCCACCUGUGAGUAUACCUACUGCAAUGUGAAGCUCUUCUGCGGGAACUUGUCGAUGAUGAGCAAGAGCACGGCCAGUAACAUUGAAACCCUGCAGUUGAUGUCGGAGUUUCAGCGAGCGGAAUCCAUCGCACGGGGGCGAAAGGUCCCCAACUGCACGGAUGCCUCCUACAAGGCGUACGUGGAGAGCAUGACGUUGGAAAAGAAGGUCCCCGGCACCGACCCCAAGGCGGGCGACCAGUUCGGGCGGCUCUGGACCUAUCAGACCUGUACGGAGUUCGGCUGGUACCAGACCUGCGAGGAGGGCACCAACUGCCCGUAUACCAAGGGCUACAACACCAUUCAGUGGGCGCUGGAGCUUUGCCAACUCCUGUUCGACAUCUCUCCGGCGCAAGUCUUGGCGAACAUCGACGCCACGAACCGCUACUACGGAGGCUCCAACUUCCCGGACGCCACGAAGGUGGUCUUCCCCAAUGGCGAAGUGGAUCCCUGGCACUGGGAGUCCAACCUGGUGAGCCCCGAGCCCAACGUGGACACGAUCUUCGUCAAGGGAGCCUCCCACUGUGAGUGGAUGCACCCGGAGGUGCCGGGCAUGCCGAUGCAGCUCAUCCUGGCCAAGGAGGCGAUCCAACGACGGAUCGCCGCAUGGCUGCUGGAGUCCAAGGAGGUUGAACCGAAGAAGGAGGAGGAGGUGAAGGUGGAGAAGGCACCCAAACCCGAGCCGGUGGUGCAGCCGCGGCCCGAGAAGAGCGAGGAGCACUCGCACAAGCAACACUUGCAGCAGCAGCACGCGGAGCGGAAGAGGAAGAUGAGCAAAUUCUUGCUGCAAACGGAGUUCCUGGGCUUCGCCGGUGGCUUCCAGCAGGGCCAGAAGAGUGGGUAUGGCUCCAACACGUGGCCGGACGGCACUGUGUAUUUGGGCUCCUGGCGGCAAAACUGCCCCAACGGCCCGGGAGAGUACUCUCUCAACGGAGGUACCAACUUCAAAGGCCAGUGGGAGAAGUCCGCGCCCCACGGCAUGGGCAGAUACCGGUGGCCCGAUGGGAAGACGUACUGUGGGAAGUACCGCUUCGACCAGAAGGACGGCUUCGGCAUUCUCACUGAAGCUAAUGGCACGGUGCAUGAGGGGUUUUGGUCGAAUGGCCAGCUUUUGGAGUGA
Durusdinium trenchii is the source of this 2601-nucleotide messenger RNA. NCBI's taxonomy places the organism in Eukaryota, Dinophyceae, Suessiales, Symbiodiniaceae. The record is from the annotation of a GenBank genome assembly.